Molecule: messenger RNA, 2295 nt
Organism: Cololabis saira (Pacific saury)
Lineage: Eukaryota; Metazoa; Chordata; Actinopteri; Beloniformes; Belonidae
Gene: rbpms2a
Product: RNA binding protein, mRNA processing factor 2a
Exons: 8
Coding region: 416-1234 (272 amino acids)
Biological process (GO): negative regulation of smooth muscle cell differentiation
Molecular function (GO): protein homodimerization activity; mRNA binding
Source: RefSeq, a predicted model, not a curated record
UCCAUUGGCUGCGCGGCCGCGGCGGAGGAGCCGCGUCCCGGCCAGGCCAACAGCUGAGGACGAUCUGCAGCUUAAUUAGGGCUCACAGCAGACUCCAACAUAAUUAAUGACCUAAUUGAAAAGUGGGAGGAGGGUGAGCGGAGUGGGCGUGCGGGGGAACGCACGGGCGGCCGGAGAGAGAGGGAGAGAGAGACCGGGCCAAUAGGAGAAAGUUUACUAGUUGUCGCUCGGCGCUCCCACAGCUGAGGGCAUUGAUGUGAGCGCAGAGGCUUCCAGGGUUUACGCGCACCUCUUUUCCCCCCCAUUUUCUCACCCUCACACACGGAGCACCGAUACACCUUCUCACCUUUAGUUUUAGCGCGUGUAUUGUGUUUUUCUUUUCUUUCCUUUUUUCCUCCUUUUUUCUUUUUUAUGAAUGAUUCUCUCUCGUAAAACUUGUACGCAUUUAUCUUCUCCGGAUAGCUCGUCCGCACGUCCUCACCUCGGCACAUCUUCUUCUCUCCUCAAGUACAAACGCCACCAAGACUUUCACUGUAGCUUCAGACGCACGUGGGGGAAAUAUCACUCGACGAGGAAAAACUUGAUCAUUUGCGCAGCGGCGGCCGAAACGAGCGUCACCAUGAGCCUGAAAGCGGACGCGGAGCCGAACAACAACGUCUCCAUCGAGGAGGAGGUACGAACACUGUUUGUCAGUGGACUACCGGUUGAUAUCAAACCCCGGGAACUUUACCUGCUGUUCAGACCUUUUAAGGGUUAUGAAGGGUCACUGAUUAAGUUAACAUCAAAGCAGCCUGUCGGGUUUGUAACCUUUGACAGUCGCUCUGGAGCUGAAGCUGCAAAAAAUGCACUAAAUGGUAUCCGUUUUGACCCCGAAAGCCCUCAGACCCUGCGCUUAGAGUUUGCUAAAGCCAACACGAAGAUGGCAAAGAGUAAGCUGAUGGCCACACCGAACCCCACAAAUAUCCACCCUGCUCUAGGAGCACACUUCAUUGCACGGGACCCAUAUGAUCUGACUGGGGCAGCACUGAUCCCAGCUUCACCGGAUGCCUGGACUCCUUACCCUCUGUACACCACGGAGCUGACCCCAGGCCUCCCUCACGCAGCCUUCACCUACCCGGCGGCUGCUGCCGCUGCUGCAGCCCUCCACGCCCAGGUGAGGGACCAACCGAUGCGCUGGUACCCUUCUCCCUCUGAUACUUCCCAGCCUGGAUGGAAGUCCCGGCAGUUUUGUUAGAUAUUUAGUUUCUGGAAACCACACCUUUGUCCAGCUGAAGUGAGGUUUGCCAAGCUCUUCGUUUUAUUUAAUCAGGUUUAUUUAAUGAACAAAAACAGUAUUUAUAUCUUCUCCCAACUGUCUUAUUUUUGGGGGUGGGGGAGUCAGAGUUGAAACCAUCUCGCUGUUGACAAUCUGAGCUUAUCCUUGGCAACUAUUGUGGUACCAUUAGCACUUCAAUAAAAAAAAACCUCAUGCAAAACUAAUUUGAAUGCCAUGAAUCACAACUGCUGAGGAAAACUGACUCAUUGAGUUACUGUUAAGCUAGUCCUCCCUCGAGUUACUGCUGCUCCUGGGAGGUUUAGAAGUCUUUGCAUGUUCAAGUCUUUUUUGGCAUGAAUUUAGCACAGAGAUUUCUGUGGAUCCUAAUUUUCUUAGUGUUUUGUGUUGGCUUUUGGCCUAGGCAGUGAAAUGUUGUGUUUUUGGUUGGUUGUUUGUUUUUUUUUGUUUUCGUUUCCGUGGAACCUUGGUCUUGCCUCUGUGAAAGUUAGGCUGUUGUGUAAAUGGCUUAUCUCGCAUGGACCUUGUGAAUGCAUCCCUAUGUUCAGACAGUCCCAGGCCUCCUGACCAUAUCAGUGCUGUUGUCAUUUGAGCAAAGUACAUAUUUUUGUACUUCUUGCGUAAUGUAUAUUUAUGCAUUUUUGUGCAACAAAAAAAACUUAAGUUGGAUGUUUAGUCGUUUUGGUGUUUAUUUUUGAUCCUAUAAUCCUGUUGAAGUAGUUUUAAAGAAAAAGUGCAAUUUGUUUAAAGAGGAAGUGGAUGCCUGUCAAAGUAUUCAGAAUAUGGCUUGCGCCAUUCUGCUAAAAUGAGAUUGCUGUAAAAACGAUCUUUUCAGAAUGUGAAACUGGACUACAAACAUCAAGGUUGCUUUUUUUGUGGGGGGCAUUUUGAAAUGGGAGGCAGGAUCGGAUUGAUGGAGGAAUUUAGUUUGUGGUUUAGAACAUGUUUGUCUUUGUAUCUGCUGUGCAUAAGAUGUUAAAAAAAAUAAUAAUCCCAUCUUAUGAAUAAAAGAAGUGAAUGCA